AUGGAAAUAGAAUAUGUGUAUAGAACAAAGAUGUGCUCAUCAGUCGCAUCUUUUCUUAUCCUGCUGCUCGAUAUCGUAUUGUCGCUGGAUGCAAACGAAGUAGCACGUAACUUCCAAAGUAACAAUAGAAAUGUCUUACAACGUCUGGUGCUAGAAAUCCGAAAUGAAGAAACCGUGGCAAACAGAGCACUUGCACAAACAACCAAUCAGCUGAAUCUGUCUAGACAAGCCAAUGGAAAUUUUAAACAAGCGGCAGACCCACUCAGGGAUAACGUCAUAGCGCUAGAGAAAGAUGUGAGAGAGUUCAAUGAUAACAACGUAGAUGCAUCAAUACCUGUGUUACAGCAACAGAAGCGGGAUCUGCAGAGUACCCAAACUGUUCUGCGGACUCAAAUUAAUGUUUUACCUAAUACUGAUCUUCAAGCGGUCACAGAUGAGAAGGAUGGGUACCUGAAAAAAGAAAAAGAACUAGAUGAGGAGCUUAAGAAACAGCAGGAAAUUAGCAAGGCCAUUACAAUGUUUUCGGAGACCGAUGAAGAAUUCCUAACAAUACUAAAGAUGGAGCCAUUCUCUGCAUAUGCAAAAUAUACAAAUGAGUAUGACAAAAAUAGUAUACGAAUCCAAUCUGAGUUAGAAAAGCUCAUAAAAAGUCUAGAUGACCUUAAAAAAGACUAUGAGAAAAAAGCUAGCAAGAAAGACCAUCUCGUGAAAGAGAAAGAGUGUAUGAAAGAAAAGAUAACGAACUAUGAUGUAUUUUUGAAAGGAUUACAGGACCUUGGGGACGGCUUUUUGGAGAAUCUAAAAGAAAGAUUGGAUAAGAUCAAGGAAGAGCUUAAAGCUCUUGGAGCAAAUAUGGAGGGACUAUCACCUUUGGAACAUCCCAGGCUGGCACUGCUUGAAUUGCAGUCAAGGAUUGAAAAAAAGAAUGAAGAGAAAAAUAUAAUGCAGAGCAAUCUUUUGGAAAUUGAAAAGAAGAUGGAGGAAUAUGCCGAGCAAGUUCCAGAUAAGAGUAUUGAGCUUACAUCCACUGAUUCAAACAAAUUGGAAGAGGCCAUGUUUUUGGAAGAACAGAUGCUAGCACUAAACAGGGUCAAUAAAGAAUUUCUGUCUGAUUUGCUGGAACACAGCCGUUUGAACAAGAUCAUUGAAGAUUUGACAUCAAACAUGACAAAAAAGGAGGUGGCAUAUUUGUCUAUAUUUUCACUGGGAACUUUUGCUUAUAUAAUUUAUAAUAUUGUAUUAAUAUUUAUUUAA
Molecule: messenger RNA, 1254 nt
Organism: Vittaforma corneae ATCC 50505
Lineage: Eukaryota; Fungi; Microsporidia; Nosematidae
Exons: 1
Coding region: 1-1254 (417 amino acids)
Source: RefSeq, a predicted model, not a curated record